AUGGCAUCAAAAGGUGCCGUUUUGCCUCUAUUGAGGCGUGAAAUUCGAUCCUCCCGAUUCUCACGAGCUACCUCCUCCAUCUCCGCCAUUGCUACCCCAGCCCGCCACUCAGCCAGUCCCUUCACAACCUCCGGGCGACGUCUAGCUCGGCGAACGGCAUUAUUCACCGCACCAACUCAGACACGAGCCUUUUCGCAAUCGCUGUCAAAGCGCUUUACCGACGAGAAUGGCGGCUUCGAUCCUCGCACAUUGGAGCGGGAGUCCGACGACGUGGAUGUGUGCAUUGUUGGUGGUGGUCCCGCCGGUCUCGCCGCCGCGAUUCGCUUGAAGCAACUUGCCAACGAGGCAGGCAACGAAGAGUUCCGGGUUAUUCUACUAGAGAAGGCUGGUGAAUUGGGCGCCCAUAUUGUCUCCGGAAACGUUUUGCAACCAACCGCCCUUAAUGAGCUGCUCCCCGACUGGCUGUCCGAGGACAACCCCUCGCGCUUUGAGGGUGCGACCCCCGCCAAAGGCGACAAGAUGCGUUUCCUGACGAAGAAUGGCUCGUACCCGCUCCCCACGCCGCCACAGAUGCACAACGAGGGGAACUAUAUUGUCAGUCUGAACGAGCUCACCAAGUGGCUGGGAGAGCGUGCGGAAGAGGUUGGUGUGGAGGUCUAUCCUGGUUUCGCAGCCAGCGAGAUGGUCUAUAGUGCAGAUGGCUCAGUCAAGGGCGUUGCGACCAACGACCUGGGACUCGCUCAGGAUGGCAAGCCCAAGGAGACAUUCGAGAGAGGAAUGGAGUUCCAUGCCCGCGUCACGCUUCUUGCUGAGGGCUGUCACGGCAGCUUGACCAAGCAGGUGAUGAAGAAAUACGAUCUUCGACGAGACAGCCAGCCCCAGACAUAUGGUCUUGGAAUUAAGGAAGUCUGGGAAAUUCAGCCCGAGAAGUUCCGAUCAGGCGAGAUUACCCAUUCGAUGGGAUACCCUCUUCCUAAGGAUACCUACGGUGGAGCCUGGAUGUACCACUUUGGUGACAACAUGGUGAGUAUCGGUCUGGUGGUAGGAUUGGACUACCCGAACCCAUGGCUUUCGCCGUACGGAGAAUUCCAGAAGAUGAAACACCACCCCAUGUUCAAGGAGGUUCUCGAGGGCGGCAAGUGCAUUUCUUACGGGGCCCGAGCACUGAAUGAGGGUGGUUUCCAGUCGAUCCCCAAGUGCGCAUUCCCCGGAGGUGCCUUGAUUGGUGACACGGCUGGCUUUUUAAACGUCCCGAAAAUCAAGGGUACCCACACCGCCAUGAAAUCAGGCAUGUUAGCCGCCGAGGCUGCCUUCUCGGCGCUUAAGGGUGAUGACCAAGGAACCGUCUUCUUGUUUGACUACGAGAAAUCUCUACGGGAUUCAACCAUUUGGAAGGAAUUGUCCGAGGUCCGUAACAUCCGGCCCUCAUUCAACACCCCACUUGGCUUCUUCGGUGGACUUCUCUACUCCGGUCUGGAGGCCUACCUGUUCAAGGGCCGAGUGCCAUGGACUCUCAGCCACCAUGGCACUGACGCAGCGGCUACCAAGCCUGCUUCUGAAUACGAAAAGAUCGUUUACCCCAAGCCAGACGGAGAGCUCAGUUUCGAUAUCUUGACCAGUGUGAGCCGGACCGGCACCAACCACGAAGAAGACCAACCGGUUCACCUGCAGGUAGAGGACUUGGAUAAACACACGGACCUCUCGUGGCCUGUUUACAAGGGUAUUGAAAACCGGUUCUGUCCUGCAGGCGUUUACGAAUAUGUGGAGGACCCUAGCAAAAAGGACGGAGUCCGGUUCCAGAUCAACUCACAAAACUGCAUUCACUGCAAGACUUGUGAUAUCAAGGUGCCUACACAAGACAUUAACUGGCAGACGCCUCAAGGUGGAGAGGGGCCCAAGUACAUCAUGACAUGA
Messenger RNA from Penicillium samsonianum, 1914 nucleotides. RefSeq names its product electron-transferring-flavoprotein dehydrogenase. Gene Ontology annotation, molecular function: iron-sulfur cluster binding; electron-transferring-flavoprotein dehydrogenase activity. The transcript is spliced from 3 exons. The coding region runs from base 1 to 1914 and encodes 637 amino acids. The record is from RefSeq and is a predicted model, not a curated record. Gene Ontology annotation, biological process: electron transport chain. Gene Ontology annotation, cellular component: mitochondrial inner membrane. Lineage: Eukaryota; Fungi; Ascomycota; Eurotiomycetes; Eurotiales; Aspergillaceae.